This is a messenger RNA of Strongyloides ratti, 567 nucleotides long. RefSeq lists its product as hypothetical. The coding region runs from base 1 to 567 and encodes 188 amino acids. The record is from RefSeq and is a predicted model, not a curated record. Lineage: Eukaryota; Metazoa; Nematoda; Chromadorea; Rhabditida; Strongyloididae. The transcript has 2 exons.
AUGAAAAUAUUUUUUACCUUUUUUUUUCUACUUUUAUGGGUAAUACAACUUAAAGCACAAAAUUAUCAAAUAGGUGACAAUAAUACUAUAAGUGAUUGUAUGUCAAAUUGUUCAGUUGAUUCUAAUGGAAGAACAUGUUUAAAUAAAUUAUUAAGUUUUGUUGAAAAUGACAUUGUAUCACAAAUUAGACGUUAUGUUGCAGUACAAAUUAAUAUUGAUCAAUUUCAUAGAAGACAUAAAAAGAAUUAUAAAAGUGAUUGGGAUAAUGUAAAAAAAAAUUCAACAUUAAUAAUGAAAGAAAAUUUACUAAAAAAUGAUAUUAUUUCAAAUAAUACAAUUUCAAAAAUUAUCUCCAUACUAAUUGAUGCUGUUAGUGGUGAAUCAAAUAAAAUUAUAAUUUGGACAGCACAUUAUAGUUGUCCAAUAGAAUGUAACCAAUAUAAUUUAUCAUGGAGAAAUGUAUUUAUAUCUUCAAUAAUAUUGAACGGAGGAUUGAUUAUUGGAGUGUUCCCUUUAUUUUUAACUAUUUUAAAAAGAAUAUUAAAUAAAAAUAAACAUUUAAAAUAA